GUACGGAUCGGUUAUUGGUCUAGCGUCCAUGAUUUUACUGUGAACAGAAAGCUAACCUGUUUGCAGUUAAUUUUUAACUAAAUAGGCAAUAUUAAAAUAAUUCGAAAAGAGACCACGUUUACGGAUAUAAAAUAUUUUAAACAUGCCGAUAUACGAGUUACCACUGCUUCUUCGUAUUAUGCCAAAAGUAUGUUCCAUAUUAAAUUCGGAAUAAUGCAUAAUGUUAGUUAUGAACCUGAAAUUGUGUCCACGCUAAAGAGAGCAGCUACUGCAAUUUUUGAGAAAGGUGGAUUCAUUCGAAAAAUUGAAAACUUGGGUCAAAAAGAUUUACCAGCCAAGACAAGUUCUCAUGGUGUUGUAAGUCGUCAGGCUCAUUAUUUUGUGAUAUAUUUUGAUGUUCCACCAAAACAUAUUUCCAAUCUGGAGGAUAUAUUUAACCGUGAUAUUGAUAUUGUGAGAAACAGAAUAUAUAAACACGAUCUAACUGUCAACAACAAGCCCUGCACUUUGGAAGAUGAAUUAAAACCUCCACCAUACAGGCGAGACGUUCAAAAGUUAUUGAAAAUCACAGAAAGACAAGAAAGCAGAAAGAAGAAGUUCUCUUAUAAAUCAGGAUUGAAUUAUUAUCCAUUCCAGAAGUAGAUAGAUAAAAACCAGUCUGAAUUUCGUUGAAUAUUUCACCAUUAUAUAAAGUACAUUCUGUCACAGUAGUAUGUAAUAUAGAUUUUUGUUCUAAAAAAAAGUGUUUAAUCAUUCAAGUUGUCACUCAUCCUUCAUGGCAACACCAACUAAUCAUAAACUGAAUACUGCAAAGACAUUUAGUGUUCCUUACGAUGCCUUGUUUAUUAAUUCUCAUUCUCAGUACAUUAUGAAAUUUUGUUAUCGUAUAUAGUAUAACCACCAAAAAAUGUUUGUACAAAAUACUUAAUAUAAUCGUUUCUAUAUAUCGUUUAUUAUUACCAUAUAAUAAUUAUCUCACGUACAACAUGAUGAACUCGUUGAACAUUUUGGUCAAAUCGUAAUGCGCAAAGAACUAUAUAGUAACAGCAGUAGAAUGUCUAGCUAUAUUACUAUAAUCCAUCCGCAAUAAUACGAAACAAUGCUCCCUAAUAUUUUGUUGUGCAAUCAUCGCGCAAAAUCUCUGGUUCUGACAUUUACAAAAAAAAA
Messenger RNA from Cephus cinctus (wheat stem sawfly), 1167 nucleotides. It is a transcript of the gene mRpS6, whose product is annotated as probable 28S ribosomal protein S6, mitochondrial. Gene Ontology annotation, biological process: translation. Gene Ontology annotation, cellular component: ribosome; mitochondrial small ribosomal subunit. The coding region runs from base 190 to 642 and encodes 150 amino acids. NCBI's taxonomy places the organism in Eukaryota, Metazoa, Arthropoda, Insecta, Hymenoptera, Cephidae. The transcript has 4 exons. The record is from RefSeq and is a predicted model, not a curated record. Gene Ontology annotation, molecular function: structural constituent of ribosome; small ribosomal subunit rRNA binding.